This is a messenger RNA of Dacryopinax primogenitus, 800 nucleotides long. RefSeq lists its product as uncharacterized. Lineage: Eukaryota; Fungi; Basidiomycota; Dacrymycetes; Dacrymycetales; Dacrymycetaceae. The record is from RefSeq and is a predicted model, not a curated record. The transcript is spliced from 6 exons. Gene Ontology annotation, biological process: ribosomal large subunit biogenesis. Bases 1 to 795 code for a protein of 264 amino acids. Gene Ontology annotation, cellular component: nucleolus.
AUGGCAAAUCCACGACAGCGUCGCAAGGCGCGUUCGUCAUCCCAUCGCACAGUCAAGACCUCAAACGCAAAGAAGCUUCGGAAACACCCAGCGAUCAAAGGGCCCGAAGUGCUGAAAAAGGCAUGGGACGUGCACAAAACCGUUCGGCAAAACUAUGCAGCGCUCGGUCUAGCCCCUACGCUCUCGUCCCACCAGUCAGGAGGGACGGAACACGCCGGAGCAUCGCUUGCACCUAAACUGCCUUUGCCCGAUGAAAUAGAGGGGAUCAACAACCAGAACCCCAACUCGAACCCACCACCUAAACCCCUGCGCAAGGGCUUCGGUAGGAUCGUACGAGACGAGAAUGGGAAUGUUGUCGAUGUGAUCUUGGCUGAGGAGGAAGAAGCAGCGGGAGCAGAGGCUGAGCUGAACAUGGACAUGGAUCUGGAUGCAGGUGCGGUGAGUCAGAAGAGGAAGGGUGGAAGGAGAAAGGGUGGGGAAGAGACACCUUGGGGCGCGCCGAUGGAGGACUGGGCGGUCACUGACCAACUGGACAAGUUGGCUUCCGAAGCCAUUAACGCCAAGCUCCCUAGACACGCCUCGGCCAACGAGCUAGAGCUGCUUGGUGCGCUCCUGCGCAAGUACGGAACAGACGUCGAGCGGAUGGCGCGUGACGGAAAGUUAAACCGCUGGCAGAAGACUGCAGGAGAACUCCGCCGCGCGCUGAAGAAGGCUGGUGGCGAGGCGGCGAUAUUGGCUGCUGCUGAUGCUGCUCAAGCUCAGACCCAGACUCAGGUUCAGGCUCGGGAAGCGUAACCCCG